UUUCUAUUUACCUUUGGAACUAUUUACAAAAACAUUUUAGAGGAUUAUUGAAAUAAAUGCUUUAAAUGUAUUAUUGAUAUAAUAUUUUUGACGUGUAGCCUUAUUUUAGAGGUAUUUUUAGGCGAACAAGAUUUUUCUUUUUAGUACAAAGCGUGCUAGUCAUCAGUUGACUUGGUCACAACCAUAGACAAAGAUAAAGUUAUCAAAAAGAAAAACUUUCUAUAUACUUUUUUAAAUUCCCCAACUGUCUUCUAGGCAAGCUGGUUGAGCUCGUGUAGCACCCAAAUGCGUCCUGGGAACGACAGUGACUUAGUGGAUGCGGAGGACGUGCCAAGAGAUGAGCUCCUGGCCCGGGUGGAGAUCGCGCUGCUUAGCGUGAUUUUCGUUAGCGCCUCCAUCCUCAACGCCGGCCUGCUGCUCCUCCUGUGGAGACAGCGCAAACAGAUGACCAGGAUGCGCGUCUUCGUCUUCCACCUGUGCCUGUCAGAUCUGGUGGUCGCUUUCUUUCAAGUGUGCCCGCAGCUCAUGUGGGACAUCACGGACAGAUUCGUUGGUCCGGACCUCGUGUGCCGCCUGGUGAAGUACCUGCAGGUCCUCGGAAUGUUUUCAUCGACUUACAUGAUUGUGGUGAUGACAGUUGACAGGUAUCAAGCUGUUUGCAACCCCAUGGUGACAUUUCAGAGGACGCGCACGAGACUGAACAUCCCCGUGACCAUCGCGUGGGGGAUUUCUCUGCUGGGCAGCCUGCCUCAGAUUUUUGUCUUUUCACGCGUCGAGGUUACACCUGGUGUGUUUGACUGCUGGGCUGAAUUCAUUCAGCCAUGGGGGUUGCAGACUUAUAUAACCUGGACCACGCUGGUCAUUUUUAUUUUACCAGUUUUAACAGUUAUGAUUUGUCAAGUGCGGAUCUGUCGUGCUAUCCACAUCAACCUGUACCAAAAGAUUCAACAGCAGGGCAGCGUGAGUCUCCCACUGCCCCCCAGAGCCAGCGGGGUGGCCGGCAUGUCCAAAGCUAGGGUGAAGACGCUGAAGAUGACAGUGGUUAUCGUGCUGGCUUACAUUGUCUGCUGGGCUCCUUUCUUUACUGUCCAGCUCUGGUCCGCCUGGGACACACAUGCGCCCAAAGAAACUGCGACUUUCACCAUACUGAUGCUGCUGGCCAGUUUGAACAGCUGUGCAAACCCUUGCAUUUACCUGCUAUUCAGUGGGCAGCUACCCCAGAGGCUACUCACACUCCUGUGCCAGCGGCAAGCCAGGGAUUCAAUUCACGAGGAAGCAACGCUGGUCAGCACGCUGUACAUGAGCUUCAGAAACGUCUCAGAGCCUAAGUAAAGGCAGAACAUUUUAAUGUGGAAAAGAAAGUUGACUGUAGAGACAAACUGACAAGUUUGUGCAUCAGGUAAAGUUACUGCUGAGCUUUCUCUGCUUUUAAACGACAGUUCUUCUGCACAUAUAGAAGAUAUUAUGCGAACGGUAUUUCUGUGUCUUUUACAUAUGACAACGAGUCAUGUGGAAACUUUCACCAAAAGAAAACACGUGGUCGUGAAUGAGAACUGCUUUCCAAGUGUUUAAAGAUGACAGAUGAUCACUUGAUGUUGUUGUUGGAUUGUGAUACCUGCGCUCUUUGUGAAAGAAAAUUAACAGAACAUGUGUUUGUUUAAUUCAUUCACAGGGUUUUCAGUUGAGGUAAGAGACUGUACUGAAUAAGAUGUUCUGUGUCUGUAACUUAUUUUCUAAAAAGAAAGCUGUAACUCAUGUAAACUAAAACUGUGACAUAGAAGAAAAUACACACAAAACCUGUCUGCAGAGGUGGAUGACAUAAAAAGGGCAGCAGUCAGCAGAAAGCUGUUCAAACAUGAAUGCAUUGUGAAAUACACUUUGAAUUCUAUGAAUGUCGUCUGUUAAGUCAUAUACUGAGUGACUGAAUUUUGAUGUUCAGGCUAAUAUGUAAAAAACAAGUGUGGAAUAAAGUCAUAUGAGCACUGA
Notolabrus celidotus (New Zealand spotty) is the source of this 1986-nucleotide messenger RNA. RefSeq names its product vasopressin V2 receptor-like. The transcript has 2 exons. Gene Ontology annotation, cellular component: membrane. Gene Ontology annotation, molecular function: vasopressin receptor activity; peptide binding. Gene Ontology annotation, biological process: positive regulation of vasoconstriction; G protein-coupled receptor signaling pathway; regulation of systemic arterial blood pressure by vasopressin. The coding region runs from base 286 to 1332 and encodes 348 amino acids. The record is from RefSeq and is a predicted model, not a curated record. NCBI's taxonomy places the organism in Eukaryota, Metazoa, Chordata, Actinopteri, Labriformes, Labridae.